UCCUUUCACUAUUUCUUUGACUCGGAUCUAAAAUACUGACUCCUGGCCAGCGAACCUCCUGCCUACCCAGAUGGUGUCAUAAGCACAAUGCCACAUUCGUAUAUAUCGUUUUACCCUCUACAUCUUUCUUUUUGUUUUGUCUUUUCAUUUUUUUCUUCUCUGACUCGACUUAAUUUUGCUUCGUGUUUGUGGUCGAGAAUGGGGGACAAAGGGAGACCUGUAUAUGGCGUUCCUAGCCCUUUCGGGCUUCUUUCAUCCUCAUCGACGGGCCUAAUCAGUUUUUCCGUUACUAUUCACGAUGCCAGUGAAUUUCUCUUCAUAUUACUCUUCGCGUGUUCUCUUAUUCUAUUACUGUGAGCGGAGCGUCGGGAGCUUCGGUGCCUCCAGAUAUACGGGAAGUUGACGGUGGUGAUAUCUAUACCUCUGCAUCUCCACCAGUACUGACCGAUGCAUUGUUCGCUGCUU
Molecule: messenger RNA, 465 nt
Organism: Pisolithus orientalis
Lineage: Eukaryota; Fungi; Basidiomycota; Agaricomycetes; Boletales; Pisolithaceae
Exons: 1
Coding region: 88-357 (89 amino acids)
Source: RefSeq, a predicted model, not a curated record